UAUCUUUACUCUUCACCAUUUUACCCACUUUGACAUCUCUUUACCAUACACCAUCAUGCCUCCUUUCCGUUUUAACAUCCCUUUCUUCUCUUAUGGCUCUCCUUCUCGUUCCUCUUCAGGGACUUCUUCCCCAUCACCACCACCAACUCCUCCCACUUCUUCACGCCCUCCUUUUCGUCCUGGUGGCAUCGCUCAGCCGUCAAAGCCAGCCACGUUACUAGAAACAAAGCCAAAAGUGCCACCGACACUUUCUAGGGCUAAAAGCAAUGUUGCGGCAACUGCAGCUUCUUCGUCUGCGUCUCAGUUGCCCUCUCGCGGCGCAGCCAGGCCAACCAAAAAGAGUAACCAGUAUGGUUCUCCGGUAAAGAAACCUGAGUCUCUGAGGGCAGAGGAGCAAAAGGUGGCGAUGAAAGAUAGGCCAUCCAGAGAAGCUGGUGAGAAUAGCAAUCCGGUAGCAGAGAAGCAUCCGAUUGCACGUUCUGAACAAAAAGAAGCUCAGGAGCAGAGGAAAAGAAGAGAAGUAGAGAAACUUGCGGUGGUAGAUAGGGAUUCAAAAACAGCUCAGGAACAGCAGAAGAGCAAAGAAACCGAGAAACUUGCAGUGGAAGAAAAUAAGAAGGGUCUUCAAAAGGACAUGGAAAAGAAUUCAAAAACAGAAAAGGAACAGGAGAAGAGCAAAGUAACCGAUAAACUUGCGGUGGAAGAAAAGAAGAAAGUUCUUGGAAUAGAUAGGGGAGAGAAUUCAAAAACAACUCAAGAACAACACAAGAGAGAGGAAGCAGAGAAACUUGCAGCAGAAGAAAAGAAGAAAGCUCUUAGCAAGGACAUGGAAGAGAAUUCAAAAACAGCUCAGGAACAACAGAGGAGAAAGGAAACAGAGAAACUUGCAGCGGAAGAAAAGAAGCAAGCUCUUAGCAAGGACACGGAAGAGAAUUCAAAAGCAACUCAAGAACAACAGAAGAGCAAAGAAACCGAGAAACUUGCAGCACAAGAAAGAAAUACAACCACACAACAUAUCACGGCAGCAUCAGAAUCCUCGAGAGGGUCGAAAGACCUACCAGAUAGAAAGACACAAAACAGAACAGAUAAUCAAACCAACGACAAUCAUCAGAAAACAAAAGAAGGUUCAUCGUCGAUGAGCAAAAAGAUCAAAGAAGACAUCAGAGACGGACUCAGCAAGCUUACUUGGGGGAAAAGCAACGGUGACAACGAGAAAUCUGUGAGUGUCUUUACUCUAACAGGGGAAAACAGAGGAGCCAAUAUGGCAAUAGGUUCUGAAAAAGACAAGAAAGAUGGUGAGGUUCAUAUACGCCGUGGCUAUAAAAUUAAUCCAGACGAGAGCCCGGAUACCACAGCCACGGAAACAGAAGGAGGAACAAGACCCUUCAACGCCAAGAACCACCCUAAAGACGACCAAGAAGACGGUAUGGUUAGGGCAUACGUAAACGGAAACAGUCAGGGGGUUAAUAACUCGAUUAUAUGCGAUAGUUCAGUGCAACAAAAUGAUCCAGGCAUUCAUAUGAAUUUGAAGUUUGAAAAAUCUAAGAAAGAGGAUGAAACUAUUAGUCCACCGGUGGAGAAAAAACCGGCGACGGAGAAGCUGUUGAAGUAUGAGCCGAGGGUGAGGAGGAGAUGUUUGAGAGGGUUGCUUGCAGAGUCGAGUCAGUCGGAUCCGGAGAAUCCCUCGAAGCCUAGGAGACAUGGUUGCCGCUUUACCUGUAAAGACAAAGACAUAGAGAACACAUAAUUAUGUAAAUAUACUUUUAUUAAAUUAUUAUGUAAAUGCUCCAUUUUAUCAGUUUCUGUUUGAUCUUUUUUUUUUUUGGUAAAAUUUCUGUUUGAUCAUUGGCAAAAAUGUUGUUGUUUAUUCAGUGAAUCGCACCAUUGAAUUGUUCAAAACGUGGGGCAU
This is a messenger RNA of Raphanus sativus (radish), 1909 nucleotides long. RefSeq lists its product as uncharacterized. The transcript has a single exon. NCBI's taxonomy places the organism in Eukaryota, Viridiplantae, Streptophyta, Magnoliopsida, Brassicales, Brassicaceae. Bases 56 to 1747 code for a protein of 563 amino acids. The record is from RefSeq and is a predicted model, not a curated record.